AUGGGGUCUCAUGAUGAAGAGCAGAGCAGCGGAUCAGAGGAGGAAAUCAUCAUCAAUGAUCUUCAUGUUUCAGCUGCUCAGGAUCUGCUGAGGACUUUGGAGCAGACAGAAUCUCUUCCUGACUCGUACAGACUGAACUCGUGUGAUGAGACUCGGCUGCUGGACAUCUCUCUGAACUUCCAGCGUCAGUAUUCUCUGUUGUUUCCUGAGCGUAAAGUGCUGCUGCUCUGCCCCGCUAACGAGUGUGGCGUCAAGAAGUUUGUUUCUACGACUCUCCAGCCGACCUUAACGCUCCAUCCUCAGCUCUACACCUGGGACGCCUGCGCCUCCUUCGUGGCUGACUUCCUGUCUCUGGAGCCUUUAGAGCCACCGGUGGAGCUGCCCAGGUGUGUGUUCUCCUCCUCCUCGGUGCUGCAGAGUCAGAGAGCUUCAUGUUUUGAGUUUUCCAGCCUGUUGUGUAGUCUGCUGCUCGGAGCUAACUACGAUGCUUACUGUGUGAGCGGCUAUGCUGUGAGAGAGAUGUGUCUGCUGGACCAGAGCCUGCAGGUCUGCCCCCUGCUGGACACUCAGGAUAAGGUGGUGACAUCAGAGCAGGAACAUCAGGACAAUAAAUACACAGUGAAACCUCUGAGGCAGCUGAAAAGUCACUUUGUGAUGCAGCAAGAGAAGAAGAAGCAGGAGGCUGAAGCUGUGCUGCUUCACAGACAAACACAACAGGAGAGCGAGCGGCCCCCUGCUGACCCCCUGCACGGUUUGAGGGUGCACUGCUGGGUGCUGGUUCUGGCAGGGAGCCGCAGCGUCCAGGAGAACUUCUUCAUCGACCCGCUGACAGGAAAGAGCUACGACACCACCAACAGCAACUUCCUGGGCAUCGAGAGCGCCUGGAACGAUCUCAACUACUACGUCAACAUGCAGGACUGCAGGAACGGCUGCACUGACAUGCUGUUUGACCUGGAUGAUGUAACUCUGUGGGAGCCCGUCCUGUUUGGUGCGACCAGCAGGAAGCAGCUGAUUGUUGACGUUGUGAAGAAGAAGGAGAGUCGCAUGAUGAGCAGAAUAAACAAUGAUGACGAGGAGGAGCAGCAGCCCCGAGCCUUCGAGAUGCCGAGAUCCUGGACCAGUCCCAUCUGCAUCUCACCCAAAGAUCUGGAGAGGCGCUGGCCUGCAGGACAGAAGACGAGCCGCUACAGCAAAGCUAAGCUGGACCAGUUCAGUCCGUACCUGAGACCAGACGGGCUGCUCACUAGACUCACCUGCUACACACACCUGGACUGCUCAGCAGUCCUCUCAGUGAAGGAGUGGUAUCAGAACAGGAACGACCAGCUGGAGCAGAGAGAGAAGAACCACGUAGAGAACUUCACCUCAGAGAGAUUCACACGCGGACGCCCCUUCCACCUUCUAUUUCACAGGUACGCUCACCUGUCCGCGGCAGACACUGAGCGUCAGAUGGAGUUCAGCAGCGUUCGUGUGGACGGUCUGGUUCGGAGGGUGGAGGCGCCGGGAGUGAUGACGGAGACCUUCGAGGGCCGAGACGACUUCCUGUUCUACAGACGCGCUGACUUCCUGCCUCACGUCCAGUUCACAGGAGACGAGCCACCGCCCACGAAAGUGGUGGAGCGUUUCCACCGGAACAGAAAGAAACCAGCCGGCCAAGACGUAGCCGAGCGAGUGUUCCUAUUGGCUCAGAGACGGGUGGAGGUGACCUAUCACUUAGAGGAUCACAGAUUCGUCCCUUCGAAGAGGAGCUUCAUCAAACCGCGAGAGUCCACGGAGGAACAGAAGGAGGAACAGUUCACAGCUGACAUGGUCUCCAGCUUCCAGGUGGAUCCAGCUGAGCAGCCUGUACAGACUCUGGUUCUGUAUGAAAUGCUGGUGGCUCUGAUGGAGGACGAGAAGAAAGUUCUUCUCCAAAUCAAAGAGUCUCAGAAAGAGGUGAGGGACAUCUUGGCCUGCAGACAACAGGAGGAGACAAACAUCCAGCUGCACUUCUCUCCAUGGACAACGACUGGAGCUGCAAGAGCUCACAGCCAGAGACUGGAGAUGGAGCGUGCGGCUGCAGAGGAGCAGAGGUGGCUGCAGGAGAAGGAGCAGGAUCUUCUGGCUCCGCUGCUCGUCUCCCUGGACGACACAGAGACUCUGACUGCGUCUGACGCCAAGCUGCUCCACCAGCGCUGUGUGGACCAGUUCAAGCUCAGACUGGUGGAGCAGGCCCAGCUCAUCCAGGAGCGCUAUGAACAGGAGACAGCAGAGCUGGAGGACAAGCAGCUUUGGUUCCAGAAGAAUCAGCUGAACUUGAACCAACAGCAGAAACAAGAAUAUCAGAACUACUGCAGCAAGAAGAGUCUGAAGAUACACGUCGCUAAGAAACGGCUCAGCAUUCACAGGGAUUCGGCUCCUCAGAAGUUGCGUGCUCUGGAUCAGAGGCUGAAACGAGACGCUCGAUUGGCUCCUCACCUGAUCAGCUGA
Molecule: messenger RNA, 2466 nt
Organism: Scomber japonicus (chub mackerel)
Lineage: Eukaryota; Metazoa; Chordata; Actinopteri; Scombriformes; Scombridae
Gene: drc7
Product: coiled-coil domain containing 135
Exons: 17
Coding region: 1-2466 (821 amino acids)
Biological process (GO): flagellated sperm motility
Cellular component (GO): motile cilium
Source: RefSeq, a predicted model, not a curated record